Cylicocyclus nassatus is the source of this 708-nucleotide messenger RNA. The record is from the annotation of a GenBank genome assembly. NCBI's taxonomy places the organism in Eukaryota, Metazoa, Nematoda, Chromadorea, Rhabditida, Strongylidae.
AUGGAUGAUCCGCUCUUUCGGAGACAGAGGAGUAAUGUUGUCAUAAGGAAUAUUCAUGAGGACUAUGACGCUGGAUGUAAUGGAUAUGCAAUGGACUAUCGGAUAGCGGAGCAGCAGCGGCUUUUUCGGGCUUCUUUGGGCUUCUUACCUCAUAAAGCGAUAUACUUACCUGGCGAGGAAUUUCAAGCAACACAUCCCACUCGUCAGCUUUCAUCACAACUAACACUGGAAACUUCCAUAGAUUUUAGAUGUUCUAUUACAACCUUUAUGCCCAUGUACAUAUCUAAUUUUACCGUUUUGUCUCCCAUGAUGGUCGGUUUCAAAAAUGAGCUUUCCUCAUUGGGAACUAUUGUCAACGAUGCUGCCAAAGCAUGUCUAACAAUUUAUCUCACCAAAGGUUCAUCUGAAAUGUAUACAAAGCUUCCAAACUCUGGCCGAAAUACAGUUGUUAUGAAUUUUGGAGACCCAUUUAUCACAAGAAACUCUGCCAUAGUAGUGCAUCGGUUUGACAAGCUCAUUCCUAGUCACGCAAUAUCUGAUACAUUCAAUCGUAGGUUAAUGGAUUAUAAUGUGUUUUUAAAUGUGCCUCAGUAUAGUGCUUUUGCAUGGAAGGAUAUGCCUAGCUGCCCUACUCUAGAAAGCUGUUCAAUGUAUACUUCCGUUAAUAUGAGGAUAGACCCUCUCAAAAAAAUACUUUGUCAAAAUUGA